This is a messenger RNA of Coregonus sp. 'balchen', 6261 nucleotides long. The record is from the annotation of a GenBank genome assembly. NCBI's taxonomy places the organism in Eukaryota, Metazoa, Chordata, Actinopteri, Salmoniformes, Salmonidae.
AUGGAGGGGGACAGUGUCUUCAUCACUGUUCAGAAGGUCUACUACCCUUUGCUGUGCAUUCUGGGGAUCCCAGGUGUGUGUAUCUCCUAUCUUUUUUGUGCUGUUUCCUAAAUCUAUAUGUGUCUGUGAGAUGUUUCAGAACUUGUUUUCAUGAAUACAUUUCAUAGAUACGUUUAAAAGGAAAUGUCACACCUCAAAACAGGAUGCCAUUGUUUUCUAUUUCUGCUUCCUCAGCCAAUCUCUUCAUGUUCUACAUGAUCUGCUUCCAUAACUGUGGGAUGUCUGACAUGGCACUGGACUGUGACUGGCGUGACUGGAAUCCAACUAAAGCCUCUCUACCCCAAUGCUAAGGCACUCUCAAAUAAAACUCUCCAUUCACUUUUAACUAUGAAAAACUUUUCGAAAUGCUUCUUUUCUUGUUUUCUUUGCUGGUUAACUUUUUUCUAUACUGUGUAAGAGUUGGCAGGAUUGUUCUGUGUUUUUUUGUCUUUUCUAAACAAAAAAACUCAUAUGAAUGUUAAAAGCGUGUUCACUUUAAUGGGCUGUAAACUUUCCAUGAAUCAAGUGCCCUCAUGUCUGUAGGUGUGCUUUUACUAUGACAACUCACACCACUUCUACAAGGCUCACCAUGACUGGUUGCAGAAUUCCUGCUCUGUUUAGACAACAACCUGAUUGGUAGAUGUGAACUGCAUGCCCCACAUUAUUUGCAUAAAUGGUGAAGUGGGACUUUGCAUGCACUGAUCUCUUCAUCAAGACAAAAAUUGUGGGAAUGUUUCCUAUUCGCCCCAGAGCAGAUUUGCGUAUAGAGGGUGGAAUACAUGGCUCCGACACAGGUCAGGUUUAGCUGUUAAACUGGACUGUAAAUGGUACCUGUGCUGUGUGUUUUCAUUGCUUGAGGUCAGGAGAAUUUAGUCGAUUACUUUUGUAUUAUUCAUUCACAGACACAUUGCAGGUAAGUUAGUUGCUUGACUGGAGGACAAAGUUCAAUUCCUAUGAACAUACGUAAUGUUUGGUCUGACUGGUUUUAGUUAUGUAUUAUAGUGACUCUGUAUAGCCAAAGGACAGCUUAGAGAUCUGUAGUGAUAGGGGCUUUACAUGGAUCUGGGACGAUAGCUAUAUAUCACCGCUUUCUGUUUCACUCGUAAAAUAGUUUGUUUCACUUGUGUACACAGUGUUCCUAAAAAGUGUUGCUAGGAAUGACAUGUCCUUCUGCUAUCCACAGAGCUCAGAUUUCAUUGCUGUUAUACCACAUUUGUUUCUGUUUCCUUUUACAAGAAAUCUAUCCCUCGAGAGAAGAAUGGACUCUUUCACAGGUAUGGCAUUGUCAAAUACAGGACACACUAUCACACUUAUCGAAAAGGAAAGUUAACCUUACACUAAACUCACUCCUACAUAUCACAUCAUUUUUUCCCUUCUCCGAAAUGGCUUAAGCUGAAUAACAUUGUCUGCUGUUGUUGCUAGGUUCCCAUUGUCACAGAAGCAUUCCGGUGGAGACAGAUGAGUCAAUGACAUCAUCAAUGCUGAACCUAGCAUUGCCCUUGGACUGUGGGCAGUGCUCAGAACAUAGAAAGAGGCCAAAGGAAGAGGCUUGGUUCGCCCCUGAGGUGACCGUCAAUGAUGUAGGCCAGGUGGAAUACCCCAAGGACUCCUGGAGAACCCCUAUGGAGGACCCUCUGGGUAACCUUCAACCCCAGCCCAGAGCCGCCUCCCUGCAUCAAAAAGACAUGUCCCCCCACAUCCCUGAUCGCCGGAUGAAAGUCCCUGACACUGUCGACCUCAGGUUACACCCCUACAGAGAGAGGGCUCAGUGGACUGAGGAAGAGGAAUUCUCUUUCUCUGGAAUUCUCCACCGGGGAGCGGAGGGCUUCCCUGGUCCCCCCAACUGGCAUCAACCUCAGGACUGUUCCCUUGAAGGAGCAGAACACUUGGAGGCCCCUCUUCCUCUCAGGUCUGACUUAAACAACAUCCACUGUGUCCCUCCGAGUCACCCAGCACACAUGCCUCCUCAGUGUAAGUAACAUGCUGUUUAUGGCAACUGUAUUCAUGUAAUUAAAUAGAACAGAUAUAAAAAAAUAUGAUAUACAUGAUACUGUAUGUCUUAUGGCAGGAGCUGGGUCAUUCCACGAAUAGAGUGCCUUUUGCGUCCCUUUGAUAUUUUAAGUAAUGAUGUACCAAUAUUGCAUUUUAAAAGCAUUUUAAACCACAUGGACAUUUUUAUUAAUCUGAUUUUUAAUAUGAAUAAAGACUUGCUAAAGUGCCAAAAAUCUGAAUUUUGACAUGUCCCACGCCAUGUUUUUCUGACUUCUAGGAAGAUUUUAACCCGCUUAACCCCAAAAGUUCCCCAUGUUUUCACCAUCAUUGUAAAGCUCUAGUUAUGUUGUUGCUUUGAUAACGUCACGCUCGUUGAUGAACGGGUCAGACCAAGGCGCAGCAUGAUAUGCAUACAUGUUUAUUUGAACCGAAUAAACAACAAACUAAACAAAACGUGAAGUCCAAGGUACACAAACAACAUACCUCACACGGAACAAGAUCCCACAACCCACUAGUGCCAAUGGGCUGCCUAAGUAUGGUCCCCAAUCAGAGACAACGAGCGACAGCUGCCUCUGAUUGGGAACCACACCGGCCAACAUAGAUCUAGACAUACUAGAUCUAAACAUAGAAAAUACAACAUAGAAAAUCACAACAAGGAAUAUACACACCCUGACUCAACAUAUAAGCGUCCUCUGAGUCAGGGCGUGACAGAUAAAGCAAUUUCUGAAGAUUAUUAUUUAUUUCAUGUGAUUUGUCCCUCAUUUUAAGGUCAACCCUGUUACGGGAACUGAACUCUCAUUUUAAUAUCUGGAUAAGAGCGUCUGCUAAAUGAUGUAAAUGUAAUAUGGUGAAACUAUUUAUUGUUUAAUUAUUUUUUCAAAAUAAACAUUGAACAUCUAAUAGUCAAAUCAGUGUGAGCUGGUUCUACUCUUUUCUGCCAUUGGUGUUUUUGUGGUUUAAAAAAACUGUGAGCGUCAAGCAUAAGACAACAACCCCUGUUACCCAUAGAUAGAUCGGCUAGAAAUGUUUUAACAACAUGCUUCCAUUCCUCCUGUCACAACGGGAGUUAUGGCUGAUUUAAGAUAAAAUCGUCACAGUCAACCCUGUUGCUUUAAUUGGCACUUUUCUUAAUUUGAAUUCUUGAAAUGGGAAAACUUGUUUUUUUACGAAGGGGAACAUUAUGAGCUCUUUAUGACAGAAUAUAAACAUUUUGUGAAAUAUUUUUUUUGCAGAAUUACAGAUUUACACCACCCAAAAGGCACUAUUUUUGUGGAACGACCAAGCUAUAUAACAUUUGCUGGGAAGUAGGUGAUGUUUUUGUUUAGGUUGUUGUUUAUAUUACUGUCUGAAAUAUAGCAUGGAUGUCCAACGUUCUAUAAUUCAGAUAGUGAUGAUUUUGAUUGGGAGCCCAUCCAAGACAGGAUGUUAAGAACAUGUCUUCUCACAUCCCUCUACAGGCCCUGAUCCUGUGCACGGCAGGUGUCAGAGACUGUACACAUGUCAGAAGCCCGUAAAUCAAACCCGUCCCCUCUAUAAUCAUCAUCAUUAUAACCAUCUUCACCCUACGGCACCUCAGCAGGAGCUUCAGCAGUACCCACCAUCCUGGUACACUAAAUAUCCCUACUGGUCUAACAUCAGAUUGUAUCAUUAGCCUAGAUAUCAAAACCAAUCUGAUGUCACAAGUUCCUGCUUUAUUUACAGUCAAUAGGCAAAUGUCAACAGGCAAAUGUUUGGUGGGGAUCCAGUUUUAGCAUUAAUGUCUGCUGAUGGGCAUUACAAUAGACAUAUAAUUCCUGUUUUAUGAGUGUUUGGAGUAGACACCCAACUCUUCUACACUGUUUCCCUCUCUAGGACUCCCAAGGCUCAAAAAAUAUUAUAUGGACAAGAAGCUCUAAAAGCCCCUAGUUGUAAUCUUCCUCAGUGUGUGGCCCCUCCCAGAGAGGUGAUGAGUGAGGUCAGUGUGGUGCCCCCUUACCAAGCGACCCCUGGCCAACCAGAUGGGGGAGGAACAGUUACACAGGAACUAAGGAAGACCAUCAGUUUACCUGAGGAGUGCAGUAAGUACAUAUCAUUCUCCAUCCCUCAGCAAAACCAAGUUUAUCCAUUUUUUUUAUAUUAAAGAUGAUUGUUAAUUAAACAGUGGAUUUUCUGUGAAUCAUAAUGAUUGUGUCACCCUAUGAUUUGGCUUGUAAGAGCUCAAUAUUAAGACUUAAAAACCAAGUCUAACAUCCACUAAAAUGUAAAUAGUUGUUUGAGUGCAAUUAGCAUUCAUGUGGAUACCAUGCUUGUCUGUUUGAUUGCAGGGAAUGUUUUCAUUACGUAUUCUGUGGACACAGCCAGUGAGAUGUUUACCUUUGUGAAGUUUCUGACAGAUCAGGGCUUUAAACCAGCUGUAAGUUUGCUAACUAGAUUGUCCAUUUUCUUUUAUUCAGCAAUUUCCCGAUAUUUGAAAUACUAUUUUUCAUACAUAAUUCCUCUCUCUGGCAGAUUGACAUAUUUGAUAGUGCAGUUAGAAGAAUGGACAUCAUCCAGUGGAUGGACAACUAUUUAAAGGAUGUAAGUCUAAGCGAUCAGCAUUUUUAGAGCAUAAAAUGGGCCUAUCCAAUUAUGAAACUAUACAGAAAAUAAACUGGGUAACACUUUAUUUUAAGGGUCAGUAAUAAACAAUUUAUAAGGCAUUUACAAGCAGUUUGCUCACCAUUUAUGAAUCAUUACUCCCACAUUUGUAAAUGUUAGUAAGCUAAUUCUUCACAAAUGUAUAUAUAUUUCCAUAAAUAUCCUGUGUUGUGUGCUUAUUCUUUUACCAGCUACUGCUGGAAUGUCUACCAAUGGCUUGCCCAUCUUUUUGUGAGAAAUUACACUGGUCACUCAAAGUAUUUAUAAAGCAUAAUUAGUGCUCACUUUAGAUUAGGGGCUGCAAAAAAAUACUUCACUAAUGAUUAGUAAAUGGUUUAUAAAUGUGGGAGUAAUGAUUCAUAAAUGGUAAAUGCCUUAUGAAUGGUUUAUUACAGACCCUAAAGAGAUACUUAGGGAUUUUGGCAAAGAGGCGCUUUAUCUACCCCAGAGUCAGAUAAACUUGUGGAUACCAUUUCUAUGUCUCUGUGUCCAGUAUGAAGGAAGUUACAGGUAGUUUCGAGACCCAGUGCUAACUAGCGUUAGCACAAUGACUGUAAGUACUUCCAGUCAUUGCUCUAACACUAGUUAGCAUUGGCUCGUGAAACUACCUCUAACUUCCUUCAUUGGCCUCAUUGCCAAAAUCCUGAAGUAUCCCUUUAAAAUAAAGUCUUAUCAAAAACUGAACUGACUAUGAAAUGCUGCGUUGCAGAAGUCAGUGCUGAUCAUCGUGGUCAUCAGUCCUAAGUACAAGGCAGACGUGGAGGGAGACGGGGAGGAUGAGCAUGGUCUCCACACCAAGUACAUUCACACUCAGGUAGGCACUUAUACAUGCACCUGUAAGAAUAUAUCAAAUGAAUGUGUGUAGCAACAGUCUUUUUUUGGUUAUGGAGUCUCAAGUUUAGGACAGUGAGACAAAAAGGCUCUGGGCAUUGGACACAGCCCCUUCCUGCCAUGAUGUAGCAUAGGCGUAAAACCCUGCUGUGUGAUACAAAGGGAAACAUAUACUGUACCACAGCAUGUAUAGUUUAUGCAGAGUAUACAUUUAAUAUGCAAUGAAGACAACUCAUAAAAGCAUUAGGCAUUUAUCUUUGAGCACCUUUUCUCAUUUUAGAUCCAGAACGAGUUCAUCCAACAGCGCUGCCUUAAUUUCAGACUGGUACCCAUAUUAUUUCCCACUGCUACCAAGGUGAGUGGAUGGUGAGAUGUUUCCCCAUAGGGAUAGGCUUCUAUACUGUUGUUAUAUCCUGUUAUAUCCUCAUGAGUCACUCACGCCGUGGUGUAAUUAAGCAAUAAGGCCUGAGAAGGUGUGGUAUAUGGCCAAUAUACCACGGCUAAGGGCUGUUCUUAGGCAUGAUACAAUAGCCUUAUUGCUAUUAUAAUCUGAUAUACCAUGGCUUUUAGCCAAUCAGAAUUCAGGGCUCAAACCACCCAGUUUAUAAUGAUCACUAUCCCAUUCCUGUCUUCCAGAGACAUGUCCCCGCUUGGCUCCAGAGUACCAGAAUCUACCGCUGGCCCCAGGAUACCCAAGACCUGCUUCUCCGUCUGCUAAGAGAGGAACGCUACAUCGCCCCCACUCUGGGGAAAGAGUUGACCCUCUCUGUACGGCCCCUCUGA